UCGUUGCUUUCAAGUUGAUCAUUCCAACUCGAACGAGUGUUGAAAGCAAUGGGAAGAUAUCAGCUAGCCUAUGCAGGCAAUGAUGGCACCUUUACCUCCUUCCUGAUCUUUCAUCCACGAAUUCGUGGCCCUCCUACCUCGAUUCUUCUGCUGGCAGAUUCCCAGCCCUCAUUCAUUUGUCAACUGCAAGAGCAGGCUCUUUUUCUAUUCUUGUUUGCGUUGCAGUACUAGGAUAGUCGUAGUCUCAUAUCAUCACUACUACGGCUUCUAUGGAUCCUCACUGGUGUUUUUCCGACAUGGGUCCUGUCCCUCCGGUGCUAUUGGGUAUCUGGAUCUAUUUCAAUUUAAUUUCGAACACUAUAUUACUGCCGCUUCUUGUCCUUACCUUUCUGUUCUCGACCCGUGCUGGUCGGCAUCCGACGCUCAUUAACCUCUGCAUGACCUGGAUAUUUUCUGGGAUCUUCUCUCUUUUACUGUUCUACGCCGGGAAGCAUGAACCAGAUUCACCGGAGCCACCGAAACCCCUUUGUAUCGCACAGACAUCACUGCUGUACGGGAUCACACCCAUGUGGUCGGUCGCAAUUUUAGUUUUUGUGUAUCAUAUGACGGUCACUACUAUUGGAGGAUAUGAUUAUCCAACCGUCGGUAAGGGGAGGAUGGUUGUAAUGCUGUCGGUUCCUUAUUUGGUACAAUGCUCGUUUAGCAUUGCAGCCCUUGUUAUAUCUCUCUCCCAUCCAGACUUAGUAUCUCGCCACCACAGAAAACUAUACUGUACAUUGGUAUACUUACCUCUCUACAAUGCUAUGAGCUUGUUCACCUCCAUAGUUUGUGUCGCCAUUGUUUCUCUUGAAAUCUACCUUGCUAUAUUUAUCUACCGCAACUACCGUGGAAUGCGACAGGCUCGACAUUCCACUGGGCUCUAUGUGGCAUUAUUGCUUCGCGUUCUGGUAUUCGGGCUGUAUAUUCUCUUUGGCAUAGUGAUCGACUUCGUUGCUAUGUUCAAUGAUCACACAUUUAUCGGAGAAAUGUACUUAGCGACGAUGGGAACUGUAGUUUUCCUCGUCUUCGGAACUCAAGCGGACGUACUCCGAGUAUGGUGUUUCUGGCGUCGGGACGAUUUGCGCAAGAAACCUGUACCGAAAUGCCCUUCGCAAUCGCCCACCUGGAGUAUUGAUUUCUCAAAAACAUCUUCGCCAGAUAAUAAAGGCGAACCUUUACACGUCGUCACAACAGGUCUAGAAUCAGGUGGCGCCGGACACGGGGAUCGGUACUUUCCUCUCGGAAAUUAAUCUCAUCGCCCCAAUGCCCGACACUGGAACGCAGGGUCCAUGAUGGACUCAAUUCUUACGAGAUACUAUCGGGCAGAGCCACCUGUAUCUCCAUGAAAGAAUCACAUUUGCAUCGAUACGGAUAGUCUCUUAGACGGACCGUAGGACCAUAUUACCUCUAUAUUCGCAGUCUACACCCCAGUGAUGAUACUUCAAGAGAGGGUGAAAUUAUUGCACACUCACGCUACAAAGUAGAUCGAAAGGACAUAUGUCAGGCCUUCAGGCACGAACUUUGAUUAGUCGUAUGUAAAUGAAAAGCUCUUCAUCGGUCGCCACAGACCUCCCUAGGCACCCGAGUU
This is a messenger RNA of Desarmillaria tabescens, 1627 nucleotides long. RefSeq lists its product as uncharacterized. The coding region runs from base 270 to 1289 and encodes 339 amino acids. Lineage: Eukaryota; Fungi; Basidiomycota; Agaricomycetes; Agaricales; Physalacriaceae. The transcript has 7 exons. The record is from RefSeq and is a predicted model, not a curated record.